Messenger RNA from Didymosphaeria variabile, 414 nucleotides. RefSeq lists its product as uncharacterized. Gene Ontology annotation, molecular function: transcription cis-regulatory region binding; DNA-binding transcription factor activity, RNA polymerase II-specific. The transcript has 2 exons. The record is from RefSeq and is a predicted model, not a curated record. Bases 1 to 414 code for a protein of 137 amino acids. Gene Ontology annotation, biological process: regulation of DNA-templated transcription. Gene Ontology annotation, cellular component: nucleus. Lineage: Eukaryota; Fungi; Ascomycota; Dothideomycetes; Pleosporales; Didymosphaeriaceae.
AUGCCGGUCCGGGACCUGCUCCGCAUUCAGAACCCCUCGUACACUGUCCAGCAGCCCUUGCCCGAAGGUUCACUCUCUACUCAGUCGAGCCCACCCUCCGAUGGCGACGUUAUCGACGAGGAUAUCGUCUCGGUCGAAAAGGCGGAUACUCUGGUGGAGGUCUACAAAUCAGAAAUGAUGCCUCACUUCCCAUUCAUAAUAAUACCAUCACAUGAAACUGGGACCAGCUUGCGGCAUGAGAAGCCCUUCCUAUUCCUCGCGGUGCUGUCGGUUGCUAGCUUCCAUGACUUGGUGGGCCAGGAGAAGCUAGGCAACAGGUUCAAGACGAUGGUGACCGACAAGGUCUUAUACGGAGGAGAUGACUGCUUGAAAUUGGAAUACCUGCAAGGCUUGAUGAUUGUGCUGGCGUGGUGA